Molecule: messenger RNA, 516 nt
Organism: Ostreococcus lucimarinus CCE9901
Lineage: Eukaryota; Viridiplantae; Chlorophyta; Mamiellophyceae; Mamiellales; Bathycoccaceae
Exons: 1
Coding region: 1-516 (171 amino acids)
Source: RefSeq, a predicted model, not a curated record
AUGGACGCCGCGCGCGCGUCGGCACCGAGCCCGCGGCCGUUCAGGGCGCGCAAGCCGCCCGCGAUCGCGCUCGAGACGGAUCAUCUGAUUCGAGGGUAUUACAAGCGCGAGCCCGCGGCGGCGUUCGACGCGAUCGAUUGCGGCACGACGCCGGAGCGCGGCGACGCGCGCGCGCAUCACGCGCAAAAAUUCGCGCUGCGACAGCUGGAGGUGAUGCGGACGAAAAAGAUGAACGAGCGAGAGGCGCUGCGAAUCGUCGAGGCGGAGCGAGACGCCGAGCGAGACGCGUACGCGCGCGCGGCGAGAGAGGGACGGCCGCUCGACGAGGGCGAGCGCGCGCUCACGGCGCCGGGCGAGGGAUCGGACGUGGAAUUCGGAAGCGAGAUCGAGCGAAUUCAAGCGACGGAGGAGGCGGAGUGGAGCGCGCGCGUCGAGGCGGCGAGACGCGCGGCGGGCGAACGCGCCGACGGCGCCGCGCCGACGGCGCAGAUUCCCAGGCGUCGUCGCGGCGCGUGA